UCAUCACCAGAUAACAUAAACAUGGCCAUUUAUCAAAAAGCUUUUGAUAAAGUCCCUUAGGAAAGGGACUGAAAAUAAAACUGCCAAUCAUAACAGUGUUAUAUAAAUUGAUGGUGUGACCAGAUUAUAGUACGAACAUUUCUGGUUGUCAUACAUAAAAAAUACUAUCUUAGAGCUGGAAAAGGUGUUGGAAAAGGCAACCAAAAUUAUAGAAAGGCAGGACCAUUUCCCAUAUAAGGAAAGGUUACAACAUCUGGGGCUUUUUAGGUUAGAAACAGUGCAUAAAAUUAUGCAUGGUGUGGAUAAAGUGGAUAGAGAGGCUUUCUCCCCUUCCCAUAAUAUUAGAACCCAAAGUCAUCUACACAGCACAUAAACUAUUGAAUUUUAUCCCACAAGAUUUAAAAUUGGCCACCAACUUGCACAAACAUAAAAAGAAUAAGACAAACUAUUGGAGGAUAAGGCUAUCAAGGCUGCCAGUCAUUAUAGAUGUAUGCUGCCUCUAAUAUUGGAGGUGAUAUGUGACUGAAUAACAGUUGCUGGGAAACACAAAUGUGGAAAAUGCUAUUGUGCUUGCAUUGUGUUUGUGGGCUUCCCAUAGGCAUCUGCUUGGCUAAUGUGAGAACAGUGUGGUAAACUAUUUGUUUAUGGUUUGAUCUAGCAGGGCUCCACUUGUUAUUAGAGGUUCCACAAUGCUCUUUCUUAUCCUUCACCCUAUUUAACACCUUAAUGAAGCUACUGCGGGAGGUUAUAUGGAUAUUUCAGAUACAGAAUAAUCAGUAUGUUGAUGACACCCAACCCUGUCUCUCAUUUUCAGCUGAACCAAGGGAGGUAGUUGAAAUAGUGAACUGUUCAUUGUUGUGAAGGACUGGAUGCUGUACAAGAAGCUGAAACUUAAUUCACAGGGUACAGAAGUAGCAUUGGUAGGUGGACUAACAUGACUAACAUCCCCUCAAUUCCUUUGUCCAAGUUAUUGAUAAAGACAUUGAACAACAAUGGGCCCAGGACAGAACUCCGCUUGUCAUUUUUAACCCAGAAUGAGAAGAAACCAUUAAUGAGUACUUUUGGGUUCGGUCAGUCAGCCAGUUACUUCAUUCAAGCCACAUUUUACCAGCUUCCUCGCAAGAAUAUCACUGUGUGUGUGUAUUUGUACAAAGCCUUACUGAAAUCAAGAUACACUGUGUCCACAGCAUUCCCCUGAUUCACCAAGAUUGUAACUCCAUUUAAAAAAAAAGAAAUGAGAUUUGCCUGGCAUGACUUGUUUUUAAGGUAUAAAUGAUAUGAAAGGGAAAACACAGUUUUUGUGAUAUGGUAGUCUGGACACCUGUAAGUUCACAUUAUCUGAAGAAGAGAAAGACCUUGCAGAGCAAGCGCAGACCUGCAUGUAAAGUAAACUGUAUGAGUCAUUUAACAAUGCCUUUUGAAUGCUGAUGGUUACCUGAAAUACAUUAGGAAGAGGUGGAGGCAAACCAAUAGGUGCCAAAUCAAUUUUAUCUUUGUAAGCAAAGUGUUCCUCUACGUCAACUUUCGAAGUCUCUAGGCUUCAUGUUCAAGAGACAUUAAACUCAACGCCAGCUUGAAAACUGCUCUAUCCAAGGUAGCCCCUGGUCGGUGAGGCAUAUUGUACGUGUUGCCUGUGGGGCAGCGUCUUCCAGCUCUAGCGCCUGGGAACGUGCACCUGCUGCCUUUUCUUUUAAUUAUUAAUCUGAGGGCAGAAGAGCUUUGCCGGUGCUCUGCCGCUGCUCCGUUCAUAGAACAUGAGACGCUCCGGGAAAACAGCGCUGCGCAAUGUCAAGCGAGCGAGCCGGAGGAGGCGGGAGUGGGAGCCAGCGAGAGGCGCGUGAGCAGAGCCAUUGUCAAUAUGCUAGCGAAGGGGGGAAGGGCGAGAAACGCGAAGGCUUGUGAAGAGCUGCGGGGGGACGACGACGACGCGGAGAUCGGCCCAAGCGGCAGCCUUUCUCCCUCAACUCUCAGACUUGUGGCUCCGCCUUUCAAUUGAUUGACAAAAAGGCCAGCGUUUCAGAUUCGGCGUUUGGGCGGGCUCAAUGAUGAAGGGCGAAAAGGCGGGACGAAGUCUAACCAACGGUGACGAAUGUAAGAGCGAUGGGCGGGGCUACAACCUGAAUGACAGCUCAGGAGAUAAACAAGCUCCAGCGCGAGACCCUCAAUCGACCGACCUCGGCCGUACCCCGUUCCCCGCCCCGCCGCUUAAGAGUGUGACUGCGACUCAUUGUUCUGCAGGCGGACAAAUGAAGCAAAGAGAGACUCCGCCGUCUCCCUUCUAAGCAACCGUCUGACUCUCCCGCCACUGCCCGGCAACGUGAAGAGUCAGCAACUUCCCACCACCCGCUCAGCAAUAACCGGGGAGCGGUUUGCAAUGCGCAGGCGCACACAGGCUUCGGUGCUGCAAGCGACGCCGGGAACUGUAGUCUCCGCUUCCUCAACCUUCCCCAGACGCCUUCGAGCUCGCGCUUCCUCCGAUACUACCAAGCCCAGAAUCCCUUGCGGCCCUAACUAUUGGAAGCCCUAGUUGAAGCGGGUGGCGGCGGAGCGGACUCCCCCCCCCCCAAAAAAAAACCCAAAACAAGGAAAUGGUGCCCAGUGCGGUGGCUUCGUGCCCCUGACGCUCGCGCGGCCGCUGGUCCCGCCGCCUCAUCCCGCCCUCCCUGCGGCCGCCCCUUCCAUGGGUGAGAGACAUGGACUACGAGUUCAAAUCCAAGCUGGCGGCCGAGCGCGAGCGGGUGGAGGAUCUGUUCGAGUACGAGGGGUGCAAAGUCGGCAGAGGCACCUACGGGCACGUCUUCAAAGCGCGGCGCAAGGACGGAAAAGAUGAAAAGGAGUAUGCAUUGAAGCAGAUUGAAGGUACAGGGAUAUCCAUGUCGGCAUGUAGAGAAAUAGCACUUUUGCGAGAACUGAAGCACCCUAAUGUGAUUGCAUUACAGAAAGUUUUCCUUUCCCAUAGUGACAGAAAAGUGUGGCUGCUGUUUGAUUAUGCCGAACAUGAUUUGUGGCAUAUUAUCAAGUUCCAUCGUGCCUCAAAAGCAAACAAGAAACCCAUGCAGUUGCCAAGAUCUAUGGUGAAAUCACUACUUUAUCAGAUUCUUGAUGGAAUUCAUUAUCUUCACGCAAAUUGGGUGCUUCACAGAGACUUAAAACCAGCAAAUAUUCUGGUAAUGGGAGAAGGUCCUGAAAGAGGAAGAGUUAAAAUUGCUGAUAUGGGCUUUGCACGGUUAUUCAACUCACCUCUUAAGCCACUUGCAGAUCUGGAUCCAGUUGUGGUGACGUUCUGGUACAGAGCCCCAGAAUUGUUACUUGGUGCAAGGCACUACACAAAGGCCAUUGAUAUAUGGGCCAUUGGCUGCAUAUUUGCUGAGCUAUUGACUUCAGAACCUAUCUUCCACUGUCGUCAGGAAGACAUCAAAACAAGCAAUCCUUUUCAUCAUGAUCAACUUGAUCGCAUAUUCAGUGUAAUGGGAUUUCCUGCAGAUAAAGACUGGGAAGACAUUAGGAAGAUGCCAGAAUAUCCUACACUUCAAAAGGACUUUAGGAGAACAACGUAUGCCAAUAGUAGCCUCAUAAAAUAUAUGGAAAAACACAAAGUUAAGCCUGAUAGCAAAGUAUUUCUUUUGCUUCAAAAACUUCUCACUAUGGAUCCUACAAAAAGAAUUACCUCAGAGCAAGCUUUGCAGGAUCCCUACUUCCAGGAGGACCCACUGCCUACAUCAGAUGUUUUUGCUGGCUGCCAGAUUCCUUACCCAAAACGAGAAUUUCUCAAUGAGGAUGAACCUGAGGAGAAGGGGGAUAAGAAUCAACAGCAGCAGAACCAACAUCAGCAACAAACAGCACCUCAGCAGCAAGCAGCACCUCAGCAGCAGCAGAACAGCACCCAGACAAAUGGAACUACAGGGGGAGGUGGAGCAGGAGGUGGCGGUACUGGGGCAGGUCUCCAGCAUAGCCAGGACUCCAGCCUCAACCAGGUGCCUCCAAAUAAGAAACCACGCAUAGGGCCUUCAGGCACUAAUUCAGGCGGGCCUGUCAUACCUUCGGAUUAUCAGCACUCCAGUUCACGCCUGAGUUACCAAAGCAACAUUCAGGGAUCUUCUCAGUCCCAGAGUACAAUGGGCUAUUCUACAUCAUCUCAGCAGAGCUCUCAGUACCAUCAGUCUCACCAGUCGCACCGAUACUGAGGAGAGCACAUAGACGGUGUUAGAAAGGAAUGAACUAGCAGUUGGCGGACUCCAGCAAUAUGAAGUUCAUAACCAUGAGAAGAACCAAAAAUGCAAAACUGUGAUGCAGAUUUUAAAGUUAACAAUUAUAAAAGGAGAACUUUUAUUAACUAA
Molecule: messenger RNA, 4337 nt
Organism: Podarcis raffonei (Aeolian wall lizard)
Lineage: Eukaryota; Metazoa; Chordata; Lepidosauria; Squamata; Lacertidae
Gene: CDK19
Product: cyclin dependent kinase 19
Exons: 13
Coding region: 2694-4184 (496 amino acids)
Biological process (GO): protein phosphorylation
Cellular component (GO): mediator complex; nucleus; cytosol
Molecular function (GO): cyclin-dependent protein serine/threonine kinase activity; RNA polymerase II CTD heptapeptide repeat kinase activity; ATP binding
Source: RefSeq, a predicted model, not a curated record